Molecule: messenger RNA, 1954 nt
Organism: Melopsittacus undulatus (budgerigar)
Lineage: Eukaryota; Metazoa; Chordata; Aves; Psittaciformes; Psittaculidae
Gene: PDGFC
Product: platelet derived growth factor C
Exons: 6
Coding region: 397-1434 (345 amino acids)
Biological process (GO): positive regulation of protein autophosphorylation; positive regulation of cell migration; platelet-derived growth factor receptor signaling pathway
Cellular component (GO): membrane
Molecular function (GO): platelet-derived growth factor receptor binding; growth factor activity
Source: RefSeq, a predicted model, not a curated record
CCCUGCUCCUUUCCGCCUCAGCCGUCCCCUCUGCGCGCCCCGCACCCGCACCAGACCCGGCUCCCGGCCGGCACGGCCCCGGAUUGUUUAGUCCUUGGGAAGCUGGUCUGGGUCCAGAUUUUGCUUUGAUCCUUCUUUAUUUUUUUAUUUUUUUUAAGAGAGAGAAAAAAAAAGCCAAAGAAAAACAAAACCUGGAGACACAGAAAAGGGCUCUAGGAAAAAGUUUUGGAUGGGACUAUGUGGAAACUACCCUGCAAUUCUCUGCUGCCAGAGCAGGCUCAGUGCUGCCUUCUCCCCAGCGGCGCAGCCCGCGCCGGGCGCUGCUGAGAGACGCUCGGGCCUCGGUGCCGCGCCACCAGUGCCUGCAGUGCCGGAGCCCCUCGCCCCGCCGGCCCAAUGCUCCUCCUCGGGCUGCUCCUGCUGACAUCUGCCCUGGCAGGCCGGAGGCAGGGGGCCGCCGCGGAGUCCGACCUCAGCAGCAAGUUCGCCUUCUCCGGCACCAAGGAGCAGAACGGGGUGCAGGAUCCUCAGCAUGAGAAGAUAAUUACUGUGACUACUAAUGGAAGUAUUCACAGCCCCAAGUUUCCUCACACAUACCCUCGUAAUACUGUGCUAGUAUGGAGAUUAGUAGCAGUAGAUGAAAAUGUAUGGAUACAGCUUACUUUUGAUGAACGAUUUGGGCUUGAGGACCCAGAAGAUGACAUUUGCAAGUAUGACUUCGUAGAAGUUGAAGAGCCUAGUGAUGGCAGUGUUUUAGGGCGCUGGUGUGGUUCCAGUAGUGUGCCAAGCAGACAAAUCUCCAAAGGAAACCAGAUCAGAAUAAGAUUUGUGUCUGAUGAAUAUUUUCCUUCUGAACCUGGAUUCUGCAUCCAUUAUACACUUCUUAUGCCACACCACACGGAAGCACCUAGCCCAUCAUUGCUUCCCCCAUCAUCUUUACCAUUAGAUGUAUUAAACAAUGCCGUUGCUGGAUUUAGUACAGUGGAAGAGCUUAUCCGGUACCUUGAACCAGAUCGUUGGCAACUGGAUUUGGAAGAUCUGUACAGGCCAACAUGGCAACUUCUUGGAAAGGCAUAUAUUCAUGGGAGGAAAUCAAGAGUGGUUGAUCUCAACCUCCUAAAGGAGGAGGUGCGGCUGUAUAGUUGCACUCCUCGCAACUUCUCAGUGUCUCUGAGGGAGGAGCUGAAGCGAACAGACACCAUCUUCUGGCCAUUGUGUCUUCUGGUUAAACGUUGUGGUGGAAACUGUGCCUGUUGUCAUCAGAGCUGCAAUGAAUGCCAAUGUGUACCAACCAAAGUCACCAAAAAGUACCAUGAGGUUCUUCAGUUGAAACCAAGGAUUGGUGUUCGAGGAUUGCAUAAAUCAUUGACAGAUGUACCCUUGGAACACCACGAGGAGUGUGACUGUGUGUGCAAAGGGAAUACUGAAGGAUAAACAUAUUUUAAUUGUGCUGUUUUCUUUCAAAGCACAUUCAAUCAAUGGCUGAUUCUAUUAUGGGGCUUGUGCAUUAUCUCCUUCUGUAAUCUCAGUUGUUUGCUUCGGGGAUCUUCCAUCUUCAAGAUUUACAGUGAGCUCUAAAAAGAGAAGAAGCCAAACUGGGAUUAUAUGUUGUGUGACAGCUCUGUUUGGAGGCCCACUAAAAGGAUGGGAGAAAGGCAUCAGUGAGGGAUUUAAAAUAAAUGUAUUGGUUUUCUUUCCCCACAAUUUUCUUAACAACGCAUGGAUUUAAAUUUAGGAGUAAAAACAAAGUUAGAAGGCUCACAUAAUGGAGACUUGAUCCUGCUGGCGGUCUCAUUUCUGCAGCUCCAGUGCAUCUGGCCUCUGUUUGAAAACACCUGAAAUCUAUCUUUCUGUGUUCAACUACUCCUAUGUACUCUAAAUCAAAGCAUUCUCUGUUGUAUAAACUUGGGUUAAAACAGACUGCCUUGUUCUGAAUUAAAUAUAAUUUGCCUAA